AUGGCAGGAGGCCAUGUGGCCCUUUGGGCCAUUUCCACUGCUCACAGAGCAGCAGAAACAGCCCGAAGCGCCACAUGGCCUCCUGUAGUGAGUAGCAGAAGCGAUCUGAAGCGUUGCGCGAGCAGCACAAACAGCCCAAAGCGCUGUGUGAGCAGCAGAAGCAACCCAAAGCAUGCGAACAGCAAAAGCGUCCUGAAACGCUGUGCGGUGCGGCUCUUUGCCGCUAGCAGCAGAAGCGGCCCAAAGCACCAUGUGGCAUCCUGCUGCGAGUGGCGGCAAGCGACCGCAGAAGUCAAGCAGCAGCGAGACAGGUGUCAGGGUAUGGGAGGCCUGGCUGUGGUGGGCCUAUCGGUAAUAGCUCUAGCAGAUGCAGCUGAAGAAAACCAAGCCAUUAUGUUCCAGGCAUUCACAAAAUUAAAAAGUGCCACCCAGCUGGUAAUUCUGCUGAUUAGUCUAUGGCAAAAACUGAGUGUUGACCAAGUUGCUAUCCUGGAAGCUACAUUUCUGCCAUUAACACAGAAUACUCAAGAAUUGGGUUGGGAAGAAAGUGUGGAUGCUUCUAUCUCUCAUUUGUUAAAAACAUGUCUGUCCAAGAGUUCGAAAGACCAUGCUCUUACACUUUUUAAUCAAUUAUGUAUCCCCAAGGAUACUAGUAGAUUGAAGAAGCACAUAACUUUACUCUUCGAUAGACUGGCAAAAGGUGGUCGUAUGUCUCUAAACACAGACCUAGACUUUCACCAACCUAUGCUUUUGUCAGAUUUGCCAGAGGAUGAAUUACAGGAAGCAGAAAUACCAUGAAAAGUACAAAAAGACCUUCAGGAGGAUUUUAAAAAUCUGUGCAAUUACAAUCCAAAAGUAAUAUUUUAUUUUCAGUACUGAAUACAGAAAGCCUCAAGAAGCAGGCCCACUAUUAGAGAAAAAUACUUCCCUUUUUAGCUACUGAUUUUAGAGAUAUUUUCCCAAGGUGACAUUGUAGGUGGAAAAAUUCUGUAACUGAUAUGCAAUUAUAAACUCUAAAUAGAAAUCCAUGUUGAUCAAAACGUUUAAUAUAUUUAAAUAUUGACAUAUUGGACCAUGAAAGUAUCCUGCACUUUAAAGUUCCUUUUUCCUUACUCUCUUGUAACAUAAUAGUACAUUUUGAUAAAAAAAAUAAUAAUUCUGUCAUCUGAUGACGAUUAUGUUUACUAUUUCAAAUACACAAUAAUUCAUGAAAUUUAUUUGGAUUUCACUUCUGAUUCAUAAAUUUGAUGUUGAGUUGUACUGUGUAAGUUUAUAACAACUGCUUUGUUUUUGUGCAGAAAGGUCUGUGCAGUCUCAGUCCUUGGUCUAUUCUGGAUGUUUUAUUCACUU
Messenger RNA from Protobothrops mucrosquamatus (brown spotted pit viper), 1350 nucleotides. RefSeq names its product protein PTHB1. Lineage: Eukaryota; Metazoa; Chordata; Lepidosauria; Squamata; Viperidae. The transcript has 4 exons. Gene Ontology annotation, cellular component: membrane; BBSome. The record is from RefSeq and is a predicted model, not a curated record. Gene Ontology annotation, biological process: cilium assembly. The coding region runs from base 1 to 798 and encodes 265 amino acids.